Ectocarpus sp. CCAP 1310/34 is the source of this 1115-nucleotide messenger RNA. The record is from the annotation of a GenBank genome assembly. Lineage: Eukaryota; Phaeophyceae; Ectocarpales; Ectocarpaceae.
UGCGGCGGGAAUCGUGGUCUACUGCUCCCAAACGAUUUGUGACAAACCACAAAUGCGUCAUUGAAACUGGAUGUAACAAGCUCGCAAAGGGCCCCCGACAAGCUGCACUGAGCUGAUGUUGUUCCCGCCAAUAUGUGGCCAAAACGCUCCGGGCGUGUGAGAAAAAAUGUUCUCGGCGUCAAAAAGAGAUCAAAACGUGCGUCAGCGCUUCCCGAUGGCAAAAAGUCGGCCGCUUGAGAGGAGACGAGUUGCUAGCAAGAUGGCAGCAACAGGACGACAGCAAAGGCAGCAGCUGAGGCUCUUCCUGCAGCGAGUUCCGUGUCCUGCCAAGAGGCCCCUCUACUGGGAGCUUGACGGGGGGGAGUCGUUGGGAGUCGUGCUCAAGGGCAAGACGGUGAUCGAGCACCCGACGGUUUACGUUACCCUUGACGGCAAGGAGACCACCGAGAGGUUCCCGACCCUGGUGGCAGACCUGGAGUCCAACGAUGAUAUUGCCGAAAACCCUUCUCAAGUGAUCGGGGAGCUGGAGAGGGCGAUGGCAGCGCCCGUACCGGCUACCGCGUCCUUGACUGUGAAGGAGGGUCUGGCCCCGAUGGACGCGACAUCCUCCGAGGGAGAGGACGGUGAUUGCAGCAGCAGCAGCAGCAGCAGUUCGGAGAGCGAACGCGAGAGCAGCAGCUCUAGCUCCAGCGAGGAGGAUGACGCCAGCGACGACGAUGCCAGCGACGACGACAAGGGCGAUGAGGAACGAUAACCCCGCCGCCCAUCCUCCAUGAUGCAGAAGCGCCUUCUUAGGGUUCUUCGAUCAAGCAGUCGGGUUGAUCUUAGCAGAUAGGGCACGCCUACAAUGCGCUGACCAAGGAAAGAAUGGCACAUUGUCGAAGACAAUGGUCGAGUUAUCAAGGGCACUUCUCCUCCUCGCCUUGUCCGUGUAGUAGUUGUUGAUCCCCUCGGUGGAGGUAUUUAUAGGGUCAGGGUUUGGGCGAAGCGGUCCUAGGAUAUCGUGGGGAAAAGUUAAUUUUGAGUUCCAUCGCCACGUGGUGGUGUCGUUGUCUUCACAAAUUAUAUCGUUCGUCCAGUCUUACCUCUGCUAAGUACCUUCGAACAUCCGCACU